This is a messenger RNA of Dendroctonus ponderosae (mountain pine beetle), 585 nucleotides long. RefSeq lists its product as uncharacterized. The record is from RefSeq and is a predicted model, not a curated record. Gene Ontology annotation, biological process: sleep; positive regulation of voltage-gated potassium channel activity; regulation of synaptic transmission, cholinergic. Lineage: Eukaryota; Metazoa; Arthropoda; Insecta; Coleoptera; Curculionidae. The transcript is spliced from 3 exons. The coding region runs from base 77 to 529 and encodes 150 amino acids.
AAACAAUGUAUAUCUACGUCGAUAUUUGCUCCAACGGUGAUUUAAUGAAAACGAUCUAAAUAAAUUAGUGCGGAAAAUGAAUUGGGUCUUAGUAUUUGUUGCGUCAUCUUCGCUUUUCUUCGGAAGCAGUUUAGCUGAUCUUAAGGCAUGUUAUGGAUGCAGUGGAGGCAACAAUUCUGCAUGUGCUUCCAAUACAUUCAACACAUCAAGCGAAGAAAUUUAUAUUUCCGAUUGCCUGAAAGUUUAUCACUUGUACAAUACAACAGAAGCAGUUUGUUUGAAGGUGGUAGGGUGGUCGGACGACGAUUCAAAUAUAGUCCAAAGAUCUUGCGCCCCUAAAACCGUUGGUGACACUGAAGUUUGUGAAUAUUUGACUAAAAAUAAUACUUAUACCCAGCUCUACGGCAUCAACGGGACAACAACAUGCAACACGUGCACAUCCGAUUAUUGCAAUGGAUCAACUUCACAUCUGGGGUCAGCGUUCGCUUUGUUUUUAAGCAUAUUUACAAUAUGGCAUGUAAUUUAUUAAUAUAAAAUGUAGAUUUUGUAAAAGGUAUCGUUUGAAAUAUAUCUCAUUAACCUAAA